Molecule: messenger RNA, 2610 nt
Organism: Alternaria atra
Lineage: Eukaryota; Fungi; Ascomycota; Dothideomycetes; Pleosporales; Pleosporaceae
Exons: 5
Coding region: 1-2610 (869 amino acids)
Biological process (GO): small GTPase-mediated signal transduction
Molecular function (GO): GTPase activity; GTP binding
Source: RefSeq, a predicted model, not a curated record
AUGACGCCCCGGACGCGUUCGAGCAAUAGAGAUGCCGACUACAAAGUCUACUACUCGAAGAAAGUGCCACAGCAGAUACACUUCCCACACAAACGCAAGACAGUGCGUCGCCGUUCUACACCAGUCGAGGAUGGCAAGCGGCAAAUGAUCUUCUUGCCGGAGAAGAUGAAGAAACGGAAGACUCCUGUCGUUGCGGACUCAGAUGAGGACAGUGAUGGAGAGUUAGAAGAGUAUCUGGAUGAUGGAGGAGUUCCAAUCCAGCCGCAGGUGGAUGAGGAAGAAGAGCAGCACCCAGGGAGAAAGAUGAAGGGGAAAGGCAAGAAGAGGAGUAGCGGUAUCAUACCACAUAGCCAUGGAGAUGAAGAAUCGGUGGAGCCUACAUCAAAACGCCGACGGACAGUGGUUUCGCCGAAGGAUCAUCGUCGCUCGAAGCGCGUCGCAACCGAUGCCGAUGAUGAGAACGAUGUGAAAACUUCCAAGACCAACCGAGAGCGUACAUUACGACGGCAAUCAACAAUGACACAAUUAUUCGAUGGGCGAAAGCCAUUGCCGGGGUUGGAGGAACCUGGCUUUAAGCCUAUAAAACAGAACUCGCGGUUGAGUUGGAGCGGACGUGGCAAAAGUGACAAAGCAAUGAACGAUAGGAAACAACGCACAUUGACCCAAAUGAUACCACGUAUGCGAACAGAAGAGAUUGUGUCAGAUGAGGAUAUAGACGAGGUGUUCAGCGAUGUUGAGGCAGAACAACAGGACAGUCAAACCUAUGGCGAUGCUGUAGCACAACGACUUGCACGACAAGGGCUGUAUCGUGUCGAGGGUAAUGGCACCAAAGAUCAUGAUAGUACAAGUGAGAAUGCAGAGGACAAGCAACAGGAUCUGGAAGACAAAGCUAUCAAGAAAGAGCCCACAGAAAACUCACAAGAUACUGCUGACUUGGUGGUGCAAUCGGUGGAAGACGAGAUGGAUGAGGACUGCGAAGAUAGCUACAAACCAACACAGUUCAUCGAAGCUCCUGCCACAAGAGCGACUCGUGCGGCUAGACGUGGGAAUAAUCCACAAGCAACAGAGACAGGGGGAGCUUUCUAUGCGCCACAGAGUCUCAGGAAAGGGAAAGCCCGCUUCAGCCUGCUAUCAACCCCAGAGAAACGACGCAUUCGGGAGAUCCCUUCAUCUCAAUCACCGGCCGACUCACCGUUGUCGACUCAAGUCUCUCCACAAAAGCUACACCAAUCGCCCCUCAAAAUGUGCUCAGGUAACCCAAUGAAUGUACCAGAGACGCCGUCGAGGCGUAAGCAAGUGACGUUCAAGAUGCCGUCGAAAACGCCCGUACCACCACCAACACUACGAAAGUUUGAAAGUACUAUUCAAGACUCGGAGGAUGAGGAUGAAGGUCUCAUUGAAGAAGAUCUACCAAGCAGUAGACGUCGUGGGACUGAGGAUGCGCAACCUUUUUCUAGUCGCCCCGAGGCCGCGACUGGUAAGGUCGUUGGCGCUGAUACUCAGGCCAUGCUCGACAGGAUCGACAAGGUAUGUGCUGACGCAAAUGGAGAGGAUGUUAUGGGUGAAUCCGGGUCAUCACAAGGAUCGGACUAUCUGCCUACGCUUCGAGGUCACAACGAGCCUUCUCCUGAGCUCGGCGAACCGCACAAGUCGUCAAAUGGCAAAAGCUCGUCAUAUUCUACCAAUUCGGUUGUUGUCAAACAGGAACCUGGGUAUGACGACGAUGAUGAUGACGACGAAGAUGCAACAAUAUUACCUACAGCUCCAGUAGAUUUGCUACAUGAAGCAAGACCAAUCGCAAGCGAUGCUACCACAACUAUUGAAGGGGAAUUGCCUUUGCAAACAGAGGAGCUCCGCUCAACGCCACCUGUCAUCGAAGGCUACAACGAAUACACAUGUCCAUCUACGCCCAUGGUAAUCAAUAACGAUUCGUCCUCCGAAGAAGACUCGCCAACACCCGACCCAACUCCUCCGCAAUCAACCAGAAGACCCGAACCACAGCCUCCAUCAACCUCAAUCCAACAAUCAGUAGACCUAGACGACUCAGCCAUCCAAGUCCCCCCUCUACAUCCCAAGGCAUUUAAUAUAUACGUUCCAACAGUCUUUGAGAACUAUGUUGCGGACCUCCAGGUAGACGGGGUUAACUUGAAGUGCGCUUUGUGCGACACAGCAGGUCAGAGGGAUUACGACCGCUUUCGCCCGCUAAGCUAUUCGCAAACCGACAUCUUUUGUAUAUGUUUCUCAAUCGACGACUCAGACUCACUAGAUAAUAUUGAAGAACAGUGGUAUCCUGAGAUCGAGCAAUACGAACGAAAGAAAGAUCCUGUCUUUCUGCUAGGAUUCGAAGAAGAUUUCCGACAAGAUCCUAAAACGAUUGAGAAGCUCGGAAAAAAUAAUCGGGUUUCUCUAACCAUGAUGAAAGGUGAAGAGAUGGCAAAGAAUAUUGGUGCACUGAAAUACUUCGAAUGCUCGGCGAUAAGACACCAAGGCACCAAGGAGAUCUUCGACACUAUACAUAGUAUGGUGCUCGUGGCGAGUCCACAGCUGAAGAAGAGAUGCAAGAGUGGAAACUGGAGGAUGGAAACUAUCAGCGUGCUUCAAUCAAGCUGA